GUUCAUAUCUCUGUCUGAUAACCAAAACCUUCGUGAGGCUUCGAACUGUGGUGCGACAACCUAGCAUGAGCACAACCGCAUUCCGCAGCCUCUCAUCACGAGCAGGAGGCGAUAUAUAUCCAUCCUUCUCCUAUGGACGCACUGCAGCCUACCGACGGAUAGCGCAACACUUACGGCAAUACAGCGAAGCAUCAUCACGAUGGCGGCAACAUGCUCCAUCACCAAUACAGCAGCAGAAGCAACAAGAAGAGGAGGACCAAGCUCCCGGCGACGAGGGCAGGGAGCAGAAGGAGAAGAAGAAGGAAGAGACAGCUCCACCACCCCACGGCAACAAGACCCCAUGGCAGGUCUUCACCGAGACUUUGAAUGCCGAGUUCAAGGCCAGCAAGGAGUGGGAGGAGAGCACGAAGCAGCUUAGUGGGAGUAUUCACGAUUUCACCCAAAAUCCCAACGUCCAGCGAGCAAGGAGCGCCUACUCGAAGGCUGCUGAGGCAGCGACUACGGUCACCGGUAAGGCAUUUCUAGGCACAGCAGGCAUGAUCGGACGAAGUGCGGCGUGGACGUGGCAAACCCCUGUCGUGAAAGGCUUACGGCACGGCGCUGCGGCAGUGGGCGCCGGUGUGGAGAAGGCUACGCGACCAGUGCGACAGACUGAAGCGUACAAGAGCGUUAAGGACACGAUCGACAACGGUGCGUCGCAACGCUAUGGCGGGUGGACGGAGAAAGAAGAGCGCCGGCGACAGCGGCUUGAGCGUGAAGCCAGGCUAGGCACCGGUCCCAAGCCAGCUGACGAGGUCCACGAUGAGGAUCCCAACGCUGGUACUAACGUCACCCUCCACAAAGACUCCGCGUGGAAAGAGUCCUGGCGCAGCUUCCGUGACAACAACCCACUGAUGCAGCGGUUCUUCGGUCUCGGCUCGAAAUACCGCGAGUCAGAGAACCCGCUGAUCAGCACCGCACGCUCGGUUAGUGACCGAAUUGCGGGCUUCUUCGCCGAGAACGAGACGGCGAUGGUCAUUAAGAAGUUCCGAGAGAUGGAUCCUUCCUUUCAACUGGAGCCGUUUCUGACAGAGAUGCGGACCUACAUUCUUCCCGAAGUACUUGAAGCAUACGUGAAGGGAGACGUAGAGACAUUGAAACUCUGGCUCUCCGCUGCGCAGUUUCAAGUCUACUCGGCAUUGAUGCACCAGUAUACCCAGGCUGGUCUGAAGUCGGACGGCAAGAUUCUCGACAUCCGCAACGUAGACAUCUUGUCUGCAAGGAUGCUGGAGCCGGGUGAGAUCCCGGUGUUCGUGCUCAUGUGCCGGACGCAAGAGGUACACGUCUACCGCAACGCCAAAAGCGGCGAGCUCGCCGCUGGAAUGGAAGACAAAGUGCAGCAGGUCACAUACGCGAUCGGGGUGACCAGGAUACCGGAGGAUGUGGCGAACCCGGAGACUCGAGGCUGGAAGCUCAUUGAGCUCCAAAAGAGCGGGAGAGACUACAUCUGAGCGCCGUUUUCCUGUGGUAUCUGUCCACCUACUGAUCGGUGUCCAUCUGCCCGUCGACGGUGGACUAAAUCUCUUAGCAAUCUUCUGAGCUUCAGCAUGGCGUUUUUCGCGGAUGGCAUCGAGACUAUUCUGCAUAGCGUAGCGUGCGGGGGGUGGAAGGCUCGUGGCGAUUGCACAGCGAGCGGCAUCUGUUUGAGUAUUGGAAGGCA
This is a messenger RNA of Baudoinia panamericana UAMH 10762, 1699 nucleotides long. RefSeq lists its product as uncharacterized. Gene Ontology annotation, biological process: protein import into mitochondrial matrix. The coding region runs from base 66 to 1490 and encodes 474 amino acids. Gene Ontology annotation, cellular component: mitochondrial inner membrane. Lineage: Eukaryota; Fungi; Ascomycota; Dothideomycetes; Mycosphaerellales; Teratosphaeriaceae. Gene Ontology annotation, molecular function: protein-folding chaperone binding. The transcript is spliced from 2 exons. The record is from RefSeq and is a predicted model, not a curated record.